CGCGUCGUGCGCUGCCUGCUGGAGCGCGGCGCCUCGGUCAACAACACCACGCUCACCAACUCCACACCACUGCGCGCCGCCUGCUUCGACGGCCACCUCGACAUCGUCAAGUACCUGGUGGAGCACCAGGCCGACCUGGAGGUGUCCAACCGCCACGGCCACACCUGCCUCAUGAUCUCCUGCUAUAAGGGCCACAAGGAGAUCGCCCAGUACCUGCUAGAAAAGGGUGCCGACGUCAACCGCAAGAGCGUCAAAGGAAACACUGCAUUACAUGAUUGUGCGGAAUCUGGAAGCUUAGAGAUCAUGAAGAUGCUUCUUAAAUACUGUGCAAAAAUGGAAAAAGAUGGAUAUGGUAUGACUCCUCUCUUGUCAGCCAGUGUUACAGGUCACACAAAUAUUGUGGACUUUCUGACCCAGCAUGUGCAGACCAGCAAGGCUGAACGCAUCAAUGCUUUGGAACUUCUAGGAGCAACCUUUGUGGACAAAAAGAGAGAUCUGCUUGGUGCUCUGAAAUACUGGAAAAGAGCUAUGGAGAUGAGAUACAGUGACAGGACUAACAUCCUCAGCAAACCUGUGCCACAGACGCUGAUAAUGGCUUACGAUUAUGCCAAGGAGGUGAACAGCUCGGAGGAGCUAGAAAAUCUUAUUGCAGACCCUGAUGAGAUGAGAAUGCAAGCGCUGUUAAUUAGAGAACGUAUUCUUGGUCCUUCUCACCCAGAUACAUCUUACUACAUUAGGUACCGGGGUGCUGUCUACGCAGACUCUGGUAACUUUAAACGAUGCAUCAACCUAUGGAAGUAUGCUUUGGACAUGCAGCAGAGCAAUUUAGACCCACUGAGCCCUAUGACUGCCAGCAGUCUGUUAUCCUUUGCUGAACUCUUCUCCUUCAUGUUGCAAGACAGAGCAAAAGGUCUGCUGGGCACCACUGUGACAUUCGACGAUCUUAUGGGUAUACUGUGUAAAAGUGUCCUCGAAAUUGAGCGGGCCAUGAAACAAACUCAGAGUCCACCUGACCCCAUACAAUUGAACAAAGCCCUUUCCAUCAUCCUGCAUUUAAUUUGCUUGCUGGAAAAAGUUCCUUGCAGUUCAGAACAGGAGCAUUUUAAAAAGCAGACUAUUUAUAAGUUCCUUAAGCUGCAGCCUAGAGGAAAGAAUAACUUCAGCCCACUUCAUCUUGCUGUUGACAAGAAUACUACAUGUGUAGGUCGCUACCCAGUUUGUAAAUUCCCCUCUCUGCAAGUUACUGCUAUUCUGGUGGAAUGUGGUGCUGAUGUAAAUGUCAGAGACUCUGAUAACAACAGCCCCCUACACGUUGCUGCAUUGAACAACCAUCCAGAUAUUAUGAAUCUUCUAAUCAAGUCAGGUUCACACUUUGAUGCCACAAACUUGCAUAAACAGACCGCUAGCGAUUUGCUGGAUGAGAAGGAAAUGGCAAAAAAUUUGAUCCAGCCUAUAAAUCAUACUACAUUACAGUGUCUUUCUGCUCGUGUCAUCGUAACUCAUAACAUAUGCUAUAAAGGGCACAUCCCCGAGAAACUAGAAAACUUUGUUUUGCUCCAUAGAUGAUAAUGUGACAGUCCCACGGUACUGUUGUUGAAGCACGAGUUGGUGACAUUUAAUUGUUGCUUUCUCAAGUACUGUUGUGAUACACCAGCGUUUAUUUAGCUUGACCCAUCAUGCUGUCAUUGGCUAAAGCAUUGUUAGCAUCAGAUCUGCAGAAUUGGUUACCCAGUAUUUAAUAUGAAUAUGCCAUAUAAUAUAUUUUGUGGAUUAUUUAGAAAUGUAAUGCCAUAUUUAGACUCUUUAAAUUGUCUGCCAAAGGCUUGUCUACUCUGGUUUUAUUUGCCUGUUGGGUGUUUGGGACUGAGUUAAUAAUUUUCACUGGUGUCUUUUUACUAUUACUGGUAUGUGGAUUUUAUACAGUUGGAAGGUCAUCUUUUUUUGUUUUUGCUUGAGCAUUUCUGCUCUAAUUCUGUUCUUUUUUUUAUGGACUCAUUGCUAAAUUGUACAAGUUGUAUGGACUUGUUAACAUUUGCAAUUACCAUAAGUGCUUUAUCUUCUCUAUGCACUGGCUUAAACAUGACUGUUGUGUGUUAGCAUAUUUCUAUGCAGCAGUUGACCAACUUCAACUCAAACUCCAUUUUUUGCAGUUUGUUGGAGCUCUUUUUUGAGAAUACUGCCUUCACAGCAUGACAACUUUUGGAGCUAUGUGUCAGCUCUCCAAGCUGUUUUUGGUUUGACUUUUUUACUCUAGCUGUAUCUGAGAUUUGCUUUCUCUUAAUCCUCUGGAAAUGAGUGCUAAAUUUGGGAGAAAAAUCUUUGUUCUCUUGGUAAUCCACUUGAAAUUUAAGUCUAAAAGUCAUUCUAAUGCAUCAUGCAGUAAGGGGAAGAGUCUUCAUCAUGUACAACUGACACCUUUCCCUUGCACUAAUGUCUUGCUUGUGCUGAUUGUGUGACUAGAUGUGAAGAGUUUGCUCAAAUUUUAACCUCAAAUGUAAUACACUUUAAAGAGAAAUAGAUCAAAUGUAUGCUGUAGUCUGAAAUUACAAAUCAGCUUCUUUAGCUACAAAGAAACUAAAGCAUGUCAGUGGUAUGAAGCUUGUCAAUCCAGAUCUAGACAUCAUUUAGUAUAAUUAUAUUAUAGUAAGUGGCUCUCUGCCAAGGUAUCAAAAGUUACAUAGCAGUGUCCCUUUCUCUUCAUUUUAAAUACACCUUUAUAGAUAAUUUGCAUGCAUCUUACAUCUCUAGUAUUGGUCAGCAGUAAUAAAGGAAACACCAGAAGUUGUGUUUGUAUACAUAGCUCCUAAUGAAAGUUACCUAUUUUUAUAAUAUUUGCACAACAGCUUAGCUAUUGCAGCAGAAAGGGCUCUUUUGACUUGUUAAGACAUCCAUAAGUGAAGAUUUUAAGUGAGAAUGAGAUUCAGGUAGUCAAUAAAAUACAGCACUUUACUGUUGAUUCAGAGUAAAAUUUAUUGUGGCAUAUAAGCCCUGAAAAUGUCUUUAAAAUAAAAGUAUUCUCACAGAAAACAAUCUUUGAUUGAAUAGAAUGCAGUUUACCUGCCAGUUCAGUGGUCUUGCAUUGUGGGUGGUUUCAUUUUGUUUCAGCGAUGGGCAGUAAACAGAGUGUACCCAAUGGGUUUUUUCUAUCUCGAAAAAAAUCAGUGGGUUGAUCUGGACCCUUUUUGGAUUAGGGACCCGCAUCAGAUGAUAGAGCAAUUUUAAAAGCCAAAUUAAUGAGACUUGGGUGACUUAAUUGUUUUAGUCUUUUAAUUUGAUUUUAGAAUACUUUUGUCCUUGAUAUUUGUGAUUUGAUUUGGUGAUGAGCACAUCCUUGACAGAGUAUAAAAAUAGUGCUUGCUGCCUGGCUGUUUCAAUGUCUCCUUUCCCUUAGCACAUGACAUCAAGUGAAGCCAAGUGGUUGGAUAGCCUUGACGCAUGUGUUGGGAUACUUCUUUACAGCCAGCAGACAUGUUGGAAGCAAUAUUGUUUGAGAACUGCAUUUUAUAUAAAACUUUGUACUUACAAAGUAUAUUGAAACAGCUUUCCACUCUUUGUCCCUUGAUGCACAUAUGUUGUUUGUGUGAAAAACCAAAUUAUGAGGAAUUCCUGUUCAGAAUUUCUCUUGCAAAGUUAUUAGUAAAUUUGCACUAGUGAAUUUUUAUACAAUUGGCUGAAUUUCUUUGACUUGUAAUGAUUAAAAUAUGUGCCACCCCAGUUGUUGAUUGCAAGAACAA
Messenger RNA from Alligator sinensis (Chinese alligator), 3734 nucleotides. RefSeq names its product fem-1 homolog C (gene FEM1C). Gene Ontology annotation, molecular function: protein binding. The transcript has 2 exons. The annotation marks the transcript as partial. The record is from RefSeq and is a predicted model, not a curated record. Lineage: Eukaryota; Metazoa; Chordata; Crocodylia; Alligatoridae.